This is a messenger RNA of Physella acuta, 3627 nucleotides long. Its product is annotated as ankyrin repeat and death domain-containing protein 1A. The record is from RefSeq and is a predicted model, not a curated record. NCBI's taxonomy places the organism in Eukaryota, Metazoa, Mollusca, Gastropoda, Physidae. Gene Ontology annotation, biological process: signal transduction. Gene Ontology annotation, molecular function: protein binding.
GAGCCUGCAACCCGUCCUCUAGAUCCUACAUCACGGGGAGCAUUUCGUCUCUGCUCUCUAGGGGGAACAGAGAUUUUAAGUCACAAGAGGACACGUCUGCACCACUAUCAGUCAGCGAUAGGUGGCGGAAGUUAAAACAAGGAAUUCUCCCAGACAAAGAUCCGAAUGCAAUAUCCUUAACUGGAAAAGAAAGUGCAGCCGCUAUCUUCUCAGCCGCCGCAGCGAAAUUCAUCAAUUCUCUUCCUAGUUCAUUGACUAAAACCAUGAACAUGACAGCACCUUCACCGCCCACGCCGCCAUCUUACCAGAAAAUUGUAGAAAACUCCCCCAACCACUUCCGUUCUAGCGACAGUGCCUCGUCCAAAGCCGAAGACACGCCCACGUCUCGGGGUAAACACGAACCAAGCCCUGCCUCACCUGCACACCCGGCCUUGACGGUAGACACCAAGGUUGACCAAACGCCAACCACACGAAGUCUUCCCAGCCCACACGGUGACCCCCGGGCAGCGAGCUCCCGCCCGAGUAUCGCCUCCACCACCCUGAGAGCCCAAGGCUCGGGGGACGUGAGACAGGAGAACCCCCGACCCAGCGUCUGCUCCAGCAAUCCCAGGAAGACGUCUGGAUACAGCAAGAUGACCCAGGAUGACCUCGAUCCACCGGACAGUCCUCUCUCUGAGGACAGCGGGCAGAUGACUCCUCUGCCUUUAGACACAGACAUGAAGCGACGCAGCAAAGAGGUCGAGUCCGAGCUGACCUCCUUCCUCCCAGCUGAGAUGUCUAGACGGGAGGAGAAGUUCCAUGACGCUGCCAGAACUAACGACGGAGCCGCCAUCCGGGUACUGCUGAAAGAGAAAGUGAACGUCAACUGUAGGAACAGUCUGGACAGGACAGCUCUCCACUGGGCAGCAGCUAAUGGAAACCUGGAGGCUGUGGAGGCUUUGAUCGAGGGUGGGGCGGACCUCGAGGCCAAAGACAAGUAUGGGAUGAGAGCAGUCCUCUGGUCAGCGUGGUUCGGACAUAUUCCUGUCUUAAAGGCUCUGGUCAAUGCGGGGGCCAACACACGGGUAACAAAUAAGCAAGGUCUUGGCAUGUUGCACUGUGCUGCCGAGAACAAUCACGUGUCCAUCAUUUCCUUCAUAUUUGAAGCUCUUGACCCUCAUGAUGUCAACAAAAAAGACAAGAAUGAAAGAACCCCCCUGCAUUCUGCGGCAGAAGGAGGUCACAUGGAGGCUGUCACCAGACUGUUGGAGGCUAAAGCCGAUUUGCAUAAAAAAGACAAGGCAGGGAUGACUGCUGUACAUCUGGCAGCAAAACAUGGCCACAUUGAUGCACUGAAGGCCUUGUUGCUGCAGGGUGUGGAGGUGGAUGACAGAGAUGUGGAGGGUAAAACUGCUUUGCACUUGGCAUCAGAAGCAGGUCACAAAGAAUGUGUCGACCUUCUUUUAGAUUAUACAGCUAAUCCUAAUUCUGAAACAGUGAAAGAAAUAACUCCUCUUCACUUGGCAGCAGCUGAAGGGCGGGUAGAAGUCUGUAGGAGUUUGGUCAAAUAUGGCUGCAAUACAAAUGCUCAAAAUCAUCAAGGAAACACAGCUCUCCACUUAGCAGCAAAUGGAAAUCAUAAGGAAGUGGCCAGGGUUUUAGUUGAUGCCAAAUGUGAAUUAGAUUUGCCAAACAGUAGAAUGCAGACACCAUUGCAUAUUGCUGUAGAAAGUGGUCAUUUGGAAGUAGUGCAAGUCUUAUUAGCAGGUGGAGCUAGUCUUGAUACAAGAGAAAAGUCAGGAAAAAGUGCCCUGCAGCUUGCAGCUAGAGGGAAUUACGUGUCAGUUGUUGACAUGCUAAUAAAAGCUGAGAGAUACUACGCUAAUACUAGGGAAUAUCAUGAUAAAGAUGUCGGCUAUGUUGAUCCAGACAGUUACCUCAGGAAACCCCAACAUCCACACGCAGCUCAAAUGAAAGAUGUCUUGUGGAAAUUAUCAACAAAACAACUCAAACCAACAGACUGGAAAAAAUUAGCCUACCACUGGCACUUUACUACGGAACAUGUCAAAGCUAUUGAACAGGAAUACACAGGUGCCACUAGUUAUAAAGAGCAUAGCUUCAGAUUAUUAAACAUUUGGCUCCAUGGGGUGAGAAAAGAUGAAAAUGUUCUAAAGUUGCUUUUUGAAGCUUUGGUUGCAAUUGAUAAGAAACAGCUGGCAGAAAGUGUGCGAAGAAAAGUGAACCUCCAAUCAGAGAAACCUUGUUCACCUACUUUGUGUUCAGUAUCCUAGCAAGUAAAAAUCCUAGUUUUUAUCUAAUUGGUCUAUGCAAAUCAUGGGUUCCCAGUGAGAGUGUUUUGUUUUCUUGCCAAUGACAGUUGACUUCAAAAGUAUAAAAUUAAAAUUCCAUGUGGAUCAUGAGAAAUACAUUGGACUUUCAAUUCUACUUGUGGAUUUAUUCAAUUGUUUUAAGUAAAAUGAAUACAAAAAUCUAUUUAAAGAAACAAGUCAUUUGUCAUUAAAUCAAAAUGAAUUACUGCCAUAGCAAAGGUAUAUCAAUUUUAAAAUAAUGAUAUUUUCAUUGGAGUUAAAUCAAUGACAGAAGAUAAAAAACUGAGAAGGUUAUGUUAAAGUUUUAAUUGACAGCUCAAUAAGUGAUUAACAUAUUAUCUGCUGAGUCCAAGAAUAAAAUAAAUUCAAAUGGCCAAACUUUUACAUUUCUAUGGAGUCAUUGUUAAACAUCUUUAUUCACACUUGUUAUUUUUACUAUUCUUCUUUUUUAAAUGUUAAUUUUUUAGUCUUUUAUAGAGAACAGUGUGCUAAAGUUUAAAUACUCACUUUACCUGUUUGUAUAAAGUAUUUAAGAAAACAUUCUUAUAAGUGAGUGUACAUGACAUUUAUACAUUUAUGUUAUUUGAUUAGGUGACAUUUCUAUAACAGGUAUUUGGUAAAGGCAUUUUUAAUAGGUAUGUGGUAAGGUGACAUCACUAUGAUAUGUAAGAAAUUUUUUUUAACUAAGGCAAGCCUAUAUGUUAAUGAUAUUUUUUGAGAUAUGACUGGAUUCUAAAAGAUGUGCUUUAUGGUAAGACUGUUUCACCUUGAAGUGUACAAGAAAUGUGUUUAAUGCAAUUAUAUAGACAAUUGAAACUUGUACAUACAUCUGAACAACACAUCACAUAAUUGUGCUAAUUAAAACAUUUCUAUGGGCUGAGUAAAUUGUAUUGGAUAUCCAAGACUGUUAAUUAUGUACCUGUCAUUUUAAUAACUUUGCUAUUUCAAAAAUGUGUUUCUGAUCUUAUGACUGAUCUUAUGACAUUCCUUUGCUUUAACUAAGCUGAAUUUCCGCUACUGCAAUUUUAUUAUGAUCUGGUGAUUUAAUUUUAGCAUGACAACUGCCUUUUAAAUACUGUAAAUAAGCAUAUGAAUCAAAAGCCUCAUUUAAAUCACAUUCAUUCAUUCUGUUGGUUUUUUUUUAACCUAGCAAAACUACUGCCCUGAAAGAUGUUUACUUACACAGCUUUUAGACUUACAGCAUAUAUAGGACUACUUUACAUGUCUAACAAAAAAGCCUGUGACAAGUUUAUUAUAUAUGGAAUGUGUAUACUUACUUGUUGCAGGUUUUUUCUUAGACAUGUAUGUUCUAGAUGUU